Messenger RNA from Racocetra fulgida, 1014 nucleotides. The record is from the annotation of a GenBank genome assembly. NCBI's taxonomy places the organism in Eukaryota, Fungi, Glomeromycota, Glomeromycetes, Diversisporales, Gigasporaceae.
AUGCAAGAGGGGGCACCAGAGGUAAUCGUAUCAGCCGUUAAUAUACCUGUUAUGGACCAAUAUCAUUUGACAUCCUCGGAAGACAAGGAAACAGAUGACUCAUCCUCAACUACUUCUGAAUCGCUUCACCGUGAAGCAAACCUCUCCAUGACUAACACUAAACAUGCUCUCCCAGAACAGGUAGUCAAAGAAUCGACUCCAAAGGAAUCCUCCUUGGUUCAUAUGGAGCCCCAGAAGAUAGAAGAGAAACAGGUUAAUUUAUCAGAGAUCAAGGGGACGAAAAUCCCCUAUAAUCAGAAAGUAGAACAAGAUUUAAUAUGUGAAUUACUUGAAUUUAUUACAUGGCAUGAUUCCAUAUCCUUACCGAAUUCUAUAUCUAGCAAACAUAUUCUAGAUGUUCCAGUCGACGCCGACCCAACUCCAGGUUCUGUACCUCAUUUAGCUCAUUUAUUCGACAAGGCUGAAAAAACCGGUCGGAAAGAAAAAUUACGAUGGUAUUACUAUAGUGAGGAAUAUGAAAAAAAGUAUUUGCGUAAGAUGACACAAAAGGCUAAAAACAUCUAUACAUUGUUCAAAGGAGUAGGAAUAGAUAAAAUUGGAGUAGUUACAUGUAGCGCUGAUGCGAUCUCUAGGCUAACUGAUGCACAAAUCCAGAAUAUAAUAAAUCUUUAUACUGAUGAACUAACCAAAUCUCAAAAAUUGAUAGGCUCUGGAUCGAAAAAACCGCCAGAUGUCGGAAUAAGCACUCCUCAGACUUCAAAAACCAAUCAGACUAAUGUACGAGCCCAAUCUAAGCCAACUUAUGAUCGAUCUUAUUUUCGUAGCAAAACAUUGGAUCAAUAUCCUAAUUUAUAUCGAGAAGGUAGUGAUGGAAAUGACGAUUAUUAUGGAAUUACUGAUGAAUCUUUAUGCCCGCUAUGUAAGUUAGAUCAUGACGAUGAAAAUGGUAUAGAAGGCAGAUAUGAAAUUGGAUAUUAUAAUCUUAAAUGUGAACAACGUGGAAUUGAAAUUGAG